Pygoscelis adeliae (Adelie penguin) is the source of this 1099-nucleotide messenger RNA. RefSeq names its product wingless-type MMTV integration site family, member 7A (gene WNT7A). Gene Ontology annotation, cellular component: extracellular region. Gene Ontology annotation, biological process: multicellular organism development; positive regulation of JNK cascade; cell fate commitment. Lineage: Eukaryota; Metazoa; Chordata; Aves; Sphenisciformes; Spheniscidae. The coding region runs from base 127 to 975 and encodes 282 amino acids. The transcript is spliced from 3 exons. The record is from RefSeq and is a predicted model, not a curated record. Gene Ontology annotation, molecular function: frizzled binding; cytokine activity.
UUUUCCUCUGUGGUGGCCCUGGGAGCCAGCAUCAUCUGUAACAAGAUCCCAGGUCUUGCCCCCCGGCAGCGGGCGAUCUGCCAGAGCAGGCCCGACGCUAUUAUCGUCAUCGGGGAAGGGUCCCAGAUGGGCAUCAACGAGUGCCAGUUCCAGUUUCGCAACGGGCGCUGGAACUGCUCUGCCCUGGGAGAGAGGACCGUCUUCGGGAAGGAGCUGAAAGUGGGUAGCAGAGAAGCAGCAUUCACAUAUGCCAUCAUUGCUGCUGGAGUAGCACAUGCAAUCACGGCUGCCUGUACACAGGGCAACCUGAGUGACUGUGGUUGUGACAAAGAAAAACAAGGACAGUACCAUAAAGAGGAAGGAUGGAAAUGGGGAGGCUGCUCUGCUGACAUCAGAUACGGAAUAGGAUUCGCCAAAGUGUUUGUGGAUGCCCGGGAGAUUAAGCAAAACGCAAGGACCCUCAUGAACCUGCACAACAACGAGGCCGGGCGGAAGAUUCUGGAAGAAAACAUGAAGUUAGAGUGCAAGUGCCAUGGGGUCUCAGGAUCCUGUACCACUAAAACAUGCUGGACAACCCUGCCUAAAUUCCGGGAGCUGGGCUACAUCCUUAAGGACAAAUACAACGAAGCUGUUCAAGUCGAACCAGUGAGGGCAAGUCGUAACAAGCGUCCAACCUUCCUCAAAAUAAAGAAGCCACUUUCCUAUCGCAAACCCAUGGAUACAGAUUUAGUGUACAUAGAAAAAUCUCCCAAUUAUUGUGAAGAAGACCCUGUCACUGGCAGUGUGGGAACGCAGGGAAGGAUGUGCAACAAGACAGCCCAGCAGUCCAAUGGCUGCGAUCUGAUGUGCUGUGGUCGAGGUUACAAUACACACCAGUACUCAAGAGUGUGGCAGUGCAACUGCAAAUUUCAUUGGUGCUGCUAUGUUAAAUGCAACACAUGCAGUGAAAGAACAGAAGUAUAUACCUGUAAGUGAGUACGUGGCUGGGCAGGCUGACCAUGUCCCUGGCCACGAAUACAUUUGCACAUGCACUCAACGUACCUACGCAAGACUGUAGGAAAGACCUGCUCUCCCAGAAGAAAUGCUGAUGAAUGGAGCC